CUUUCCCUAGCCUCCUCGAACCCGGCACAACCAUUUUCUUGAGCUCCGCUUCGUCUCUGCGCCUUCAGCUCGUCGCCAUUGCCGCAUAAGCUCAUCUGCUCUUCCAAGGUUUCAAAUCUUCCAACUACUAAAGCGCGUCUCCCUUCACUGGAAAGGUUGAGUAGUUCUUCCAUCAGAAGGAGUUUCUGUUCACCCGGCAACUGCAUCUCAGACAUUCGCUUUGCUCUCCCUCCCGGAAGUCACUGAGUUCUUCGCAUGAUAUAAAAAGAUCUUGCUCUAUCUACAAAAAGUUAUUUGCGAGAAACUGAUUUGAUCCUCUUUACUGCUGAGCUUAAUAAUCAGUUAUUUGCUGCCGAAACAGAGGACAACAUAUUAAACAAAAGAAACAAAGGACAAAAUGUCUUACAGCCCAUUGGUUUCACUAACCCCAAAAGAUCGGCUGAAAACAAUUUUUGUCCGUGUCAUACGCAAAUGGGAAUUUAGAGGCAUAAAUGAUGAUGGUCCCCUGCAGCAUAUAGACCUCAUUCUAGCAGAUACUCAGGGAAGCGCCAUUUAUGCUGAGAUACCACCUACUGAAGCUGAAAAACAUGGUCGUAUCAUACAACCUUGUCAAAAUUAUAUCAUGAGCAGGUUCAGAAUAUGCAAUGCCAAAGACUAUUACAAAUCUGUUCAAGCUCCCUACAUGCUUGAAUUAACCUGCCAUACACGUGUAUCACACACUGAAGAGCCUGGUUCAUUUCCCAAUUAUGUAUACAACUUGACACCAUUUUCUGAACUGCAACAAUUCGUUGGUGACAGAAAGAAAUUUCAUGAUGUACUCGGAAUACUGAUUGAGGCCGCUGAACCUGAAUGGAUAUCUUUCUCCAAUCAACCUAAACCAAACCUUCGUAGAAAUAUUUUGCUGCGAGAUGCCACCGGUAAUGAGGUACGAGUUUCUCUAUGGGGCCAAAAAGCUUCCGCAUUUAACAUUGACAAUUUAAACGACUCAAGUGGACCUUCACCAACCACAAUUCUGUUAACUGGCUGCCUGGUGAAAACAUUCCAAGGCCAACUUUAUCUGAGCGGCCACUCUGCUUGUCACUGGUAUAUAAAUCCUGAAAUUCCUGAAUCUGAGACUCUGCUCCAAAGUGUCGGGAGCCAAAAUAUUACAGUUCGAAAGACAGGAACGCCUCUGGAGGAUCUUCCAGUUCCUCAGACUCAACAGAACAAAGAACACCUAACUCUUAGGGAGAUGCAAGAUAUUGAUCCUUAUGAAUUCCCAGAAAAAGGUUGUAUGUGUACCGUUACUAUAACUCGCUUGAUAGACGCCUCAACAUGGUGGUUCCCUUCAUGCAAUUUCUGCAACAAGUCAUGUAAGCAAGAAGGUUGUGAUUUCAUCUGUUAUGAAUGUGGGACUACUAAUAAAUUUUCUUACAAGUACAAGCUAAACUUUAUAACCAGUGACGGUACAGAAGAAGCUGAAAUGAUAUGUUUUGGUGAGAUCGGCCGUCGGAUUGUAGGAAAGCCAGUCGAAACAGUUAUGCGCACCCCAAAAGGAAAUGAUUUACUACCUCUAGAUGUCGCCGGCAUUGUCUCUUCCAAAUUCACAUUUACUGUAUUAAUGACUGAAAAGAGCUAUCGGGUGCCGAAGAAAAGUUAUCGAAUAACUUCAAUUGUUACCGCCUAUGGAAAGCAAAAGAUCACACCAAGCCUCUCUCAGAAUGCUCCACAAUCAUCUCAGGACAUAGGAACAUCUGAUAAAGAAAUUGCCAAAGUAGAAACUAUCUCUGCAGCAAGUUGUCCUUCAAGCAGUCAGCUGUAUGGUCUCCUUACUCCCACAAAGACGCUCCCUAUACAAUCCAUGCACUUACAGACACCAGAAAAAAGUGUCCUACUAUCUUCCAAGGAUGCUGAUGUACAAGUUGUAGAGGAUGCUGAAGCAACAAAUAAAUCUGCAAAAAAACGUCUGUACACGUCUGUUAUGGAGGCAGAAAAGUCCAAAGUUCCAAAUAAGUCGUCAGACAAAGACAUGCCUGAUAUACCAACUGAACUUGCCAAAAAUGAUGCCGCCAUUCCAAGUCUAUCUACAAAGAUGGCUGAAAAACAAGAGCCAAUCAAUCAGGAAAAGGCAAUUUAUGGCAAAGGAACAAAAUCCAGCAAGAAAUGAUGACUGCUGAGCCUUUUGUCAACCUGCUCAGCUACAUCAGCCUACAAGGAUGCUGCUCACAAAACAGCUCAAACUAUCUGAUGAAACGUUGUUUACUAUAACAACUGAACUUGAGCUGGGUUGCAAUAACUGUCUGCAUCACUUAUGAAGUAUGCAAACGACUAUUAGAACUACUAUUAAUAUGUAUGUGCUGUCCAGUAAUAGAAAUCAGUAGUUAUGUCUGUAUGCUCAAGAACUCUAUAACUAUGUUGCCUAAGUCUAUGUAUCUUGAACAUUUAUCCUCUGCGUGAGAAAUCUUAGCUUGUGUUCCAA
This is a messenger RNA of Panicum virgatum (switchgrass), 2458 nucleotides long. Its product is annotated as replication protein A 70 kDa DNA-binding subunit B-like. Gene Ontology annotation, biological process: DNA replication; DNA repair; DNA recombination. Gene Ontology annotation, molecular function: DNA binding. Bases 398 to 2146 code for a protein of 582 amino acids. NCBI's taxonomy places the organism in Eukaryota, Viridiplantae, Streptophyta, Magnoliopsida, Poales, Poaceae. The transcript is spliced from 16 exons. The record is from RefSeq and is a predicted model, not a curated record. Gene Ontology annotation, cellular component: nucleus.